This is a messenger RNA of Lonchura striata (white-rumped munia), 2200 nucleotides long. It is a transcript of the gene RGS7BP, whose product is annotated as regulator of G protein signaling 7 binding protein. NCBI's taxonomy places the organism in Eukaryota, Metazoa, Chordata, Aves, Passeriformes, Estrildidae. The record is from RefSeq and is a predicted model, not a curated record.
CUGCGCUCCCGCCCCGGGGCGGUGCUGCUGCCGGCGCCAGCCGCUGCGGGCCGCGCGCCGCUCCCGGCGGGGACGCCGUGCGCGCCGUGUGCCGGGCCCCGCCGGGAGCGCUGGGCGCUGCAUGGGAGCUCUUCCCCAGCGCUCCCCCACCUCCCCCCGCCGGCUGCACGGAGGAGGACGGCGGAGCAUGCCACCGGCGGGGCGGUUCCGCGGGAACUGACAUGCUGCCGAAGGAGGGCAGGCGCCAGCCCCUCCGCCUCUCCCCGCGGUAGCGGAGGCGAUGCUGCAGGGCGCUCUCCGGGCUCUCCCGCAGCCGCCAGGCUAUCGCCCGCAGCAGCCGCGCUCGCUGCCGUGAGCGGCGCGGCUCCGGCCCGGCCGAGGCGACGAGCGGCGCGGGCCCGCGCCCGUGCCCGUGCCCGGGGCGGCGGCGGCGGCGGGGAAGGCGCUGCCCGCGCCCGCGGGCGGCUCCGCGCGGCGGAUGCGUGUGCAUGAGCGCUGCACCGAGCGGGCGCAGGAAGCGCCCCCGCUCCGCCGCCUCCAUCUUCCAGGGCAGCAGGACCUCGCCGCACGGCCGCGACAGCGAGCGCCGGGGCAGCGGCUCCGAUAGUGCCUAUCAGACCCAGAGAACCCUGGAUGACUGUAAGAUGCUUGUCCAGGAGUUCAAUACCCAGGUGGCUCUCUAUCGGGAGCUGGUCAUUUCUAUUGGGGAUGUCUCCGUCACCUGUCCUUCUCUGCAUGCAGAAUUGCACAAAACUCGAACCCGAGGAUGUGAGAUGGCCUAUCAGGCUCAUCAAAAACUAGCAGCAAUUUCUGGCCCAGAAGAUGGUGAAAUCCAUCCUGAAAUCUGUAGACUAUAUAUUCAGUUGCAAUGUUGCUUAGAAAUGUACACAACAGAAAUGCUAAAGUCCAUAUGUCUGCUAGGAUCACUGCAGUUUCAUCGGAAAGGAAAAGAACCUUGUGGCCCACCCAAGAUCUUAGAUACUAAAGUGGAGGAGAGUUCUGAAGUACCCAUUUUAGAAGAUACAUCGUUAUCACCUACAGAUAUUCAACAGCAUCUAUGGCAGGUUUCCACAGAUAUUGAAAACACUGAAAGAGAUAUGAGAGAAAUGAAAAACCUUUUAAGUAAACUCAGGGAGACUAUGCCUUUACCACUGAAAAAUCAAGAUGAUAGCAGCCUCCUAAACUUGACUCCAUAUCCACUGGUAAGAAGACGGAAGCGAAGAUUCUUUGGAUUGUGUUGUCUUGUCUCAAGUUAGAAGUUUAAGCACAGAAGCACCAAGGAAAUCAUGACUUUGAUUAAACCACUAUUAUUUGACCACUAAAAAGAUGAAAAUGGCUAAUCUUGAUUAUAAAGCAUAUUUUCUACACUAGGCUAUUCAUUUUUGUCUUCUGCUCCAUCCCCCUUUUCAAAUAAGGGUUUUAAUACUUUCAAAUUAUGGUGGUCAAAAAAUGGCUGUGGAAUAGAUCUAGAAUAUUUAAAACUUUUUAAAGUAUGUUUUGCAUGCUUACUUUCAAUCACUAAAAGAAGACACAUGAGUUACGAUUAAUAUAUAAUUUUAGCGGGUUUUUUAAUUGUUUGAGCUGCAGCUAAAAGUUUGUGUGUAGUACAGUACUCUUACUAGUAUUAUAUUAAAAUCAUACUCUUAACAGUCUUUAAGCAUAGGAGAAGAACAUUUGAUCAUUCUCUCAGUCUUUAGGAAACUAUUUAAGAGCAAAACUAUUAAAGUUCUGAGACAUUCAAACAAUAUUGUAACAGAUUUUGUACAAAAUCUUCCAGUUGCUUUUUGUGCUCUCAUUAUAUUUAGUCUUCCACUGUAUCUCAACUUCAAAGCUUUAUAGAAAAAUAUCUUAAUUUAUAAUUAAAAAACCAUAUGUGAAAAUAGGUAGGACUUGUAAAUAGAGAGAAUAAUAUCUAUAAACUGGACAAUGAUUAGAAGCAACAAAUUUCCUUUUAAGCCAAUAAUAUAUCCACAAGCUUUUGGAAAAAAAUAAAUAAUUUAUUAAAAGAAGGUGUAUUCAAAUAAACAGUGUAAAACACAAUGCAAACGCAUUUUGUUGCCAGUAAAAUUCAAAGCAUGGUGUCUGCAUAUCAGGUAUUGAUCUUAUAAGGCAUGCCAAAAUUAUCUCAGACUGUAAGAUACUAAACGUUUUACAUUGUUAAUAAAGUUUUUUAUUUAAAUUAAAUGUUGUCUUGUUUCUA